AAAAAUAUGGGAAAAAAUGAACAAAGGGAGGAAAUUCUAAUAAUUUCAAGUCCUUCAAAUCCACAGAAAAUGGAUGAUCAUCAUGUUGUGGCUUUAGAAGUUGAAGUUCCUGAAACUCUUCAUCAAGUUGGAACAGAUUCAUGGUUUCAAGUGGGAGUUGUUUUGAGCACUGGUAUCAACAGUGCCUAUGCACUAGGAUAUGCUGGCACAAUCAUGGUUCCUCUUGGCUGGACUGGUGGUGUCAUUGGUCUUGUUUUAUCAACACUCAUUUCAUUAUAUGCAAGUACUCUUAUGGCCAAGAUUCAUGAAUAUGGUGGAAAAAGACAUAUUAGAUACAGAGAUCUUGCAGGAUUUAUGUAUGGUCGUACAGCUUAUGUAAUUGUAUGGGCAUCGCAGUAUGCUAAUCUUUUCUUGAUAAAUAUUGGAUUUAUCAUUUUAGGUGGACAGGCCUUAAAGGCUUUCUAUCUUCUCUUUAAGGAUGAUCAUCGGAUGAAGCUAGCAUAUUUCAUCGCGAUUGCUGGAUUAGCAUGCGUGCUAUUUGCCAUUGCUGUUCCUACCUUGUCAUCGUUACGAGUUUGGCUGGCGAUUUCAUCUGUAUUCAGUCUAAUUUAUCUCACUAUAGUCUUUGUGUUAGCUCUUAGAGAUGGUAUCAAUUCUCCUCCUAGAGACUAUAGUAUUCCGGGAUCGAAAAUAAACAGAGUUUUUACAACUGCUGGUGCAGCUGCAAAUCUUAUUUUUGUAUUCAACACAGGAAUGAUUCCAGAGAUCCAGGCAACUGUGAGAGCACCUGUUGUGGACAACAUGUUGAAAGCCCUGUAUUUUCAGUUUAGUUUAGGAUCUGUGCCUGUUCAUGCUGUUACUUAUGUCGGAUACUGGGCGUAUGGAUCCAGUUCAACGUCCUAUUUGCUCAACAAUGUCAGCGGUCCAGUUUGGGUUAAGGCACUCGCCAACAUUACUGCAUUCUUGCAAGCCAUCAUAGCUUUACAUAUAUUUGCAAGUCCAACGUAUGAGUACUUGGAUACCAAAUACGUGAUUAAAGGAAGUGCACUUGCUAUUCGGAACCUGGCAUUCAGAGCUCUAGUCAGAGGAGGUUAUCUCGCGCUUACUACUUUCCUAUCUGCUCUAUUACCUUUCUUGGGAGAUUUCAUGAGCCUUUCUGGUGCUAUCAGCGCGAUUCCACUCACGUUUAUUCUUCCUAACCACAUGUAUAUAAUUGCCAUGAAAAAUAAUCUGUCUUCACUACAAAAGAGUUGGCAUUUGCUCAACGUUAUCUUUUUCAGUGUCGUAGCUGCUGCUGCCUUAGUAGCUGCUUUCAGGCUUAUAGCAGUGGACUCGAAAACUUACCACACGUUUGCUGAUUUGUAACUUCCUGUGUAAUAAUAUCAAGGGGAAUGUCCCUCGUCUAAUUCAUCUA
Messenger RNA from Solanum verrucosum, 1414 nucleotides. RefSeq names its product proline transporter 2-like. The record is from RefSeq and is a predicted model, not a curated record. The coding region runs from base 7 to 1365 and encodes 452 amino acids. The transcript is spliced from 7 exons. Gene Ontology annotation, cellular component: plasma membrane. NCBI's taxonomy places the organism in Eukaryota, Viridiplantae, Streptophyta, Magnoliopsida, Solanales, Solanaceae.